Aspergillus brunneoviolaceus CBS 621.78 is the source of this 1011-nucleotide messenger RNA. RefSeq names its product urease accessory protein UreG. The transcript is spliced from 3 exons. The record is from RefSeq and is a predicted model, not a curated record. Lineage: Eukaryota; Fungi; Ascomycota; Eurotiomycetes; Eurotiales; Aspergillaceae. The coding region runs from base 136 to 1011 and encodes 291 amino acids. Gene Ontology annotation, molecular function: GTPase activity; nickel cation binding.
UCUACUAAUAGUAACUCACCUACCUCCUCCGCCAACCUGAACUCGCUAUCUUUUUAUCUUCUCUCGUCUUUUUUCUUCUCUUGACUUUCUAUCGUCUUCGCUCCCGGAUUGUUCAACCCUCCACAACCACACAUCAUGUCUCACUCUCACUCCCACGACACUGGCGUCAGCCACUCCCACGACGAUGUCACCGGCGGCCACGGCCACUCGCACGAGAUCCUCGACGGCCCGGGAUCCUACAUCAACCGGGAGAUGCCAUUGUCGGAGUCCCGGGACUGGAAAGACCGUGCCUUCACCAUUGGAAUUGGCGGACCCGUCGGAUCCGGCAAGACCGCCCUGAUGCUGGCGCUCUGCCAUGCCCUGCGAGACGAAUACAACAUUGCGGCUGUGACCAACGACAUCUUCACAAGUCCCCCACAAACCCCCCACCCCGCCCAAAUCUCUAUUCACACAACCCGGCCACAAAACAGAGAAGACGCCGAAUUCCUCACCCGCCACAAGGCCCUGGCGCCCAACCGCAUCCGCGCCAUAGAGACGGGCGGCUGCCCGCACGCCGCCGUCCGCGAGGACAUCAGCGCCAACCUGCUGGCCCUGCAGUCGCUGCACAAGCAAUUCCAGACCGAUCUGCUGCUGAUCGAGUCCGGCGGCGACAACCUGGCGGCCAACUACUCGCGCGAGCUGGCCGAUUUCAUCAUCUACGUGAUCGACGUCGCUGGCGGCGACAAGGUGCCCCGCAAGGGCGGGCCGGGCAUCACCGGCAGUGACUUGUUGGUGGUCAACAAGUGCGAUCUGGCGGCCAUCGUGGGCGCCGAUCUGGGGGUCAUGGAGCGGGAUGCUGCCCGCAUGCGGGAGGGCGGGCCCACAGUCUUCGCCGAGGUGAAGAAUGGGAAGGGGAUGCAGCAUAUUGUGGGCUUGAUUUUGAGUGCGUGGAAGGGGUGUGGGGCUUAUGAGGAGUGUGUGAGGAGGUGGAAGGCGGGCGGGCAGAGGGGGUCGGGGAGUGUUGAUGCUUGA